GGAGAGAGUGGUAUUCUAUAAAUAAACCCAAACCAUACUCGCAUCCUUUAACCUCUCUAAGUAUCAUCUCUCUCUCUCUCUCUCGAUCCCUAACUUCCUUGCAACCUGUUUUUCAAUCCUCCAAUUUCCCUCCAAAAUUUAUGGAAAAUUCCCUUACUUGCUCUACAAUUACCCUAAACCCACUAAAACCCUAAUCUGCUGGCUUUCUUUUAGUUACUUCCUCUAGGGUAUAUCAAAUUAAUCAUCCAUCUACUCACAAUUACUCUUGCUUUAUUUUCCUAUUUUUCUUUGACAAUUGUCUAAUUUAUUCGUGGGUUUUUCAUUUCUCUCUUGCCUAUUGCAAAAUUACCAUUCCUUCGUUGAAAUCGUUGCUUGGUUUUUAGAGUAGGGUUUUUUUUUUUUCGUUUCUGCUUGUUUCCUGAGAAAACUAGGGCAGAAAGAAAGAAAACAAGAUUCUCUUUUCUUAUGAUUCUUCCACGUCGUAUAAUCUAUGGUUAUCUUCAAGAAUCACUGGUGAAAUGGUGGUUGAUUUGAAAAAGCCUUGAUUUUUAUUGACAUGAGGGUUCAAAUAUGAGCAAUGGAGGUGAAGAAAAUACACCGGGAAGACCCAAAUCCGAUGAAUUUGGUCGUGCUGUUUCAAGAAUGGCAGUGGCUCAGAUAUGUGAGAGUGUGGGCUUUCAUGGGUUUAAGGAAUCUGCUUUGGAUUCUCUCAAUGAUAUCACAAUCCGAUAUCUCUGUGACCUAGGCAAGAUCGCAAGCUUCUAUGCCAAUUUAUCAGGUAGAACCCAAUGUAAUUUCUUUGAUAUAGUUAGAAGUUUUGAAGAUAUAGUAGGAGCUUCACAAGGGUUUUUAGGUGCGUCCAUUUCUGGUAAUUGUCUUGUUAAUUCUGGUACGAUUAAAGAAAUUAUUGACUUUGUUGGUUCUAAUGAUGAGAUUCCGUUUGCGCAACCGGUGCCAAGGUUUCCUGUUAUUAGGGUUAGAAAGUUAAUUCCUAGUUUUGAAAGUAUGAGUGAAACGCCACCUGGGAAGCAUAUUCCGGCAUGGUUGCCUGCUUUGCCUGAUCCUCACACGUAUUUGCAUACACCUAUGUGGAAUGAGAGGGCUGUGGAUCCCCGUGCAGAAAAGAUAGAGCAGGCUAGGCAGAGGAGAAAGGCAGAAAGGGCUUUGUUGAGUUUGCAGCAGAGGUUGUUGAGUAAUGGCUCAGCAGGGGCUUCAUCCUUGGGGGUCAGUAAUAAUGUGAAAGAAUUGGGGGUAGUUGAGAGUAAUCAAUUUCUUGCCACUCCGUUGGAGUCUGGGAAGAAGGAUGUCUCUCCAGUUGUGUUGCCAGAUAAGCUAAAAAACCAUGUUUCUGUGAUGGAGGCAUUUGCACCUGUCAUUGAAGCAGCAAAAGAAGGCGGGGUUUGUGAUGAUGUAGAUGUUGAGAGGAAGAGUCUUCCUGAAAAGAGGCAUGCUGUGGCUUUUAAGUUUAAGACUGGGAAGAAGUUGUUAGGAGAGUCUUUGGAUCUGAGUCUUUUGAAGAAGGGUGAGGGGAGAAUGGCGCAUUGGUUAGGGCGUGAUGAUGAGAGGGAUGACAAGAAGAGGAGAGCAGAGUAUAUACUUAGGCAGUCAAUGGAAAACCCACAAGAGCUUACACAGUUGUAAACUAUUUUCUUGUCUGACUGGCUCAUUCAGAAGUUGCUUUUAGUAGGGGCUAUUGGUUCUCUAAUUAUUUCAGGGGCAUAUUUAUUGUUCCUGCGUGGAUUUUAUGAGAUUAUGUUGUGAGUGUCCCGUGCGAUCCUACUAACAAUUUUUGAGAUGCAGCAGGAGAGGAAUUUGGAUAGAAUCACAUGGCGACAUGGUCAUCCCUUGCUUUUAUCCACAGUUAGACAACCCAGCUGGGAAAUAAAAGCUGAUUAGUGCUGCCAAGUGCUAUGUCACAUUAUUUGUGCUAUGAGAUGUCUGGAUUGAAGGGACAUCCCAUCAAUCCAGACCAUGCUCGUCAGUCUAAUGUUGUGCUGCGGAGAACAAUUUGUUUGACUUAUUGUCAAAUAACUCUGAUGGCAAGUUUAUUGCUAUUCACAACAAUGCGUGCAUCUGGGCCAAAUGAUAUUCUUUUUGUUAUAGAAUUAAGAAGUAAUUGCUUGUGUGUAUGUUGAAACAGUUACACUCUUCCAUUAUGUUCUAUUCGGAUUGCAGAGUGUCCUUAUAAGCAACGAAGUAGUCCUUCUAAGCAACGAAGUAGUUAUUUAGUGCCAAGGGCACUGGUGUUGAAAAGGGUUGAGCUGACAAGUAUUUAUUUGAAUUCAAUUCGCUGUAGAUUUGGUCA
Messenger RNA from Populus euphratica (Euphrates poplar), 2305 nucleotides. RefSeq names its product transcription initiation factor TFIID subunit 8-like. The record is from RefSeq and is a predicted model, not a curated record. The transcript is spliced from 2 exons. Lineage: Eukaryota; Viridiplantae; Streptophyta; Magnoliopsida; Malpighiales; Salicaceae. The coding region runs from base 571 to 1641 and encodes 356 amino acids. Gene Ontology annotation, cellular component: transcription factor TFIID complex. Gene Ontology annotation, molecular function: protein heterodimerization activity.